UUAUGUUUUUACAGGGUUUGCAGUUCUACAAUGUUCCAUCACUUGCUGCCUCUUUAUUUGAGGCUGGAAAAGGGGAGAGAAUCACUAGCUCGUCACUUGAUCUGGUUUUGUGGCAUGGAAACCGGCUUCUUGAAAAACAAAAAACAACAAACCAACCGAAACGAGUUUGCUCCGAUUAAAAAUAAACACAAAUUAACGCACUGCACUCACAGUCAGCACAGUCCAGUUCAAAAUGCAGACAAUGAGAGUUCUGAUCGGAGGAGUGCUCCUAGCCGCUUAUAUCUACACUAUUCUGGCCAAGGAUCUGCAGGAGUGCGAAGAUCUGGGCCAGGGCAGUCACCUGUGCCGCGAGAUCGAGAGCUUUGAGCAACUGAGUCGAUAUGUUGGCGAAAACUGGCGAAGCGUCAAAGUGGUGAACGAACACACCGGCAUCGAGGAUGAAGAGCAGAAUCGGAAUUUUUCAAGUCUCGCUGGACUUUUGAAACUGGAUCUAUCCGAGAGUGGUGGCCUGACCUUGGGUCAGAGGGGACUGCGUGACUUUGUGGGCCUCCGGGAGCUCAAUAUUACCCACUGUCAGCUGGAGGAGCUGGAGGAGCAGCACUUUCCCAACGCCUCCAAGCUCAUCAGUCUUGAUGUAAGCUACAACGACAUCCAGCUAAUAACGGGCAAGAAGAUGAGCCGAUUGGCAGAUCUGGAGUAUGCCAACUUCUCCAACAAUCUAAUUGCCGAAGUGGAGCCCGACGCCUUUAAGGGUAUGAAGAAGCUGCGCUUCCUCGAUCUCACCACCAAUGAGCAGGAGAAUGUGACUCUGGGAGAGAACGCGAAUCUGAGGUACUUGUCCAUAAGCAACAACAACGUGAGAGAUUUCCAAUGGUGCCGCAUGCGUGGCCUACCCAAGCUGGAGGAGUUGCACCUGCACAGCAAUUGGCUCGAGAAUCUAGACAUGGGCAUAUUCUAUGCCCUGCCCAAACUGCGAGUGUUGAAUGUCUCCAACAACAACUUGUUUGAGAUAAAGCGAACCUUGUUCAAUGCCCCCGACGUGCGACCGCCUCUGGAGCUGCUUGACUACAGCUCAAAUAAUGUGAAGGUACUGGAGGAUUCCGUCUUCUGCAGGCUCGGAAACUUAAGGACUCUCAAUCUGUGGCUCAAUCAGAUCAACAGGAUCCAUCCUAGAGCCUUUCUGGGCCUGAGAUCUCUGCAAUCCCUGCAGCUGCAGGGCAACAAGAUUUCAUCGCUGCCGGACGAGCUGUUCGCCAAUUUGACUGCCUUGGAACAGAUGGACUUGAGCAGGAACAAUAUCAAAAAGCUGAGCUUAAAUGUCUUUGGCGGCACCAUUCUCCGCAAGCUGACCCAGCUGGAUCUGAGCAACAACUACAUAGCGGAGCUGCAUCCUCUGGCUCUCUCAUUGCUGCCUUUUCUGAGGGAACUGCGCUUGAGGAGGAACAAGCUCGUGAGUCUGGACCUGCGCAUGUUUGCUCCUCUUCGACGACUGCAGAUGCUGACGAUCGGAGAGAAUCGCCUGGAGGAGAUUGAACCAGAGAUCCUGGACACCCUUGAGCAUGUCACUCACUUGGAGAUCAACAACAACCGGCUCACCUUCUUGCCAGAUCUGAAGACUUCACAGAACUUGCAGUUGCUAAGACACAUUAGCCUCGAGGGCAAUCCCUGGCAGUGCCUGUGUCUGGACGAGAUCACCGCCUGGCUGGACGGAAGACGAGUGAGCUAUGCCCGCCCCAGCAGCGCCUACUUCAGUGGCCGGAAGCCCCUCUGCGUGGUCACACCGAUGGAUAAGUGCCUGAGGAAGCUGGAGGAAGUACGGGCUCAGGGCAUAGUCGAGAGCUACGAGAAGAUUUGAGCUCUUAUUUGCCUUAAUAUUUUAUUCAACUGAAAAAGAGAGAGAGCGAGCAAUAAAUCAAUAUCCACUAAAUGCUGGAUUGCAGUUUCUGUUGUGGGUUCCGCUCCGCUGACUGACUGACUGUGUCCACCCCGAGAGUCCUGGGAGUCCUCCGUAAAUCACAGACAAUUGGAUGACCAUGAGGGCAAAACUUUUAGCUAGCCAAAGUAUUUGGCCAACUGUCGUAAAACAAUAAAACGGAAGGCAUUCGGGGGGCAGGCAGGCGACUCGGGCGGAAAACCGAAGCAGAGAUUUUCAAAUACUUAACACCACUUAAGCGAACAGUUGGACAACGACAAUGAUGGAGAAGGACCAGGGUCUGGGAGCUGGGCAUUGGGAAUCCCUAGAGGAGAGCGGCAGCAGAUAAACUUUUUACGUUCAGCCACAAUGAAUUGAUUGAUUGAUGUGAAUAGAAUGGAGUGAGCGGUCACUGCAGUUCCUGGACAUUAUUCAUUUUAUAACAACUUCAAGGAGCCGCAGAUUCCCACUCAAUAAGGCAAUAUAAGAAAUUCCUGGAGGCCCACAAGGACUUCGCGGGAAAUGCCGAUGCCGCGGCACUACCCACACUCGUCACCAUCGGCCAUCGAAUAAAUUCCCCCUUUUCGGAGAUGAAAUGACAACCUGGAACCGGAGUGAACAAUGCGUCCUCGGACAGGAGUCAUUAAAAAGUUGCCACAAUCCCCACGGUGAGGGUAAAAUUAAGCGAGCCAUUUGAAUGGCAACCAUGGCGACAGCGUCGAGAGCAAAAGACUUGGACGGUCAUCAAAGUAAAGUGUUUUCCAACUUUUCUUUUCUCUGGGUUUUCCCAUCGCUUUUUUCCCCCCUUCUGAUUUUCUUUUCUCUUUUUUUAGUAAACUUUUGCAGAGCUUCGCAGCUGCUCCUGCGGCGCUUGUUAUUGUUGUUAUUUACUAUUAAAGUUGGCAGGAUCGUAAACAGCUUGCGGCCAAAAAGGAAGAACCAGGAUGAGCGGGGUAAGCGAGUUGAGGCGGGGUCGCUGCGGAUAGUUUUCCCCUUUGAUACUUCGGCUCUGUUGGUGAUUGGCUCUCCCAACUGUAAUUUCGCAAUUUCCGGCUCCAUGGCCUUGUGUGUGGGCUCAGCUUUAUUACCAAUUAAAGUUAUUCAAUUGCCGCGCAAAAGUUAAAACGCAGCGCUAAUUUCAUUUCCCUCCUAAACGUACAUAAGCACUGCAAAAAAUUUGUAAAUAUAAAUAA
Molecule: messenger RNA, 3105 nt
Organism: Drosophila serrata
Lineage: Eukaryota; Metazoa; Arthropoda; Insecta; Diptera; Drosophilidae
Molecular function (GO): protein binding
Source: RefSeq, a predicted model, not a curated record